AUGCUAGCCUUUGCACUCCACCUCGCCUUUGCUCUGGUCCUCACGGUCUUUCCUCCUUGGCGCCUUGCCGACGCGAAGCACGCUACCUGUUUCUGGAGGCCUGGAGCCGGCAGUCCUGCCAACUUCGGCUACAAGGUCUUCUGCGCCGCAGGACUCGAAAACCCGCUCAACUCUACGGACGUGGCCGAGUACACCUGUCAGUUGGCGAUCAUCGGAAAGACAUACGAGAGGGUGGCCGAUUGGGGCUUUCUGAAGCCGAAGACGCUCGAGAUCGGGACUCCGUGUGGCGACAAGGGAUACGGCGUGGACGAUAACAUUCUGAUCCCCGCUGCCUUCGUCUUCGCAUGCGUUGGUCGCAUGGCGCUGACCAAACACGUCGUAUGUACCUACAAGCCCGGGUCCAAGAACCCUUCGACGUAUCAGUACAAACUCUACUGCGUAGCCAACAAGAGCGGUUCGGCGGAGUCAACCGAGGUCGCGAUUUAUAACUGUAGCUCUCAACUGGGGGAUAAUCGCAAUGCCCGUGUCGCGGAUUAUGGCUUCUUGGCGCCGAAGACGCUCGAGAUGGCUACGCCAUGCGGUUCCGGCGGUUACGGCUUCGCUGCUGACGGCGGAUGCCACUCCAGGCACUGGGCAAUGUGCUUGGACAACUCUGAUCUGGGAAAUUGUUACUAUAUGGACCGCCACGAUGACUGCGAGUGGCCUGGAAAGCUUGAGUACGCGAAGCUUCCCACUACGAUCACCAUCUGGUACUUCGCUCCUCCCUAA
This is a messenger RNA of Jaminaea rosea, 768 nucleotides long. RefSeq lists its product as hypothetical. The record is from RefSeq and is a predicted model, not a curated record. Lineage: Eukaryota; Fungi; Basidiomycota; Exobasidiomycetes; Microstromatales. The coding region runs from base 1 to 768 and encodes 255 amino acids. The transcript has 5 exons.